AUGAUACGACAACCUCCCUCCAGUAUUACAAUCACUGCCAAAGAUGUCGACACACUUGACGAUGUAAAGAAGCAUUUGGAAGAACGCAUGAAUGCACAGGCGAAUGCACAAGCAAAAGCAUCCAAAGAAAGCGAGCGCGAGUUUUUCCUUCAACGGUUACCAUCGGAUCAACCCAUCUCAUUGAACAAAAAGGGCGGCAGCAGCAGCAGCAGUAACAGCCAUGCACAAUCCACAACAACAACGACGAGAUCAAGCGACUUUAUAUCCAAGCGACGUCGUUUAGCGAGUGAAGCAGAGUCGGCGAGUCAACGGCGAAUAGCAAGGUUAGAGCGUACAACGGGUGGCCACGCGACUGCAGGUUCCUCGGCAACAGCACCACCACCACCACCAAGGCGUUCACGAUAA
Lichtheimia ornata is the source of this 405-nucleotide messenger RNA. RefSeq lists its product as uncharacterized. The coding region runs from base 1 to 405 and encodes 134 amino acids. NCBI's taxonomy places the organism in Eukaryota, Fungi, Mucoromycota, Mucoromycetes, Mucorales, Lichtheimiaceae. The record is from RefSeq and is a predicted model, not a curated record. The transcript has a single exon.